AUGGCACAAAACUUAAAAUGAUAAACAUUUCUACUUCUUUUUCUGUUGAUUUCUUUUAUAACACUUUGUUGCGUGGCUGCAGUACCUUACCUCUUUGAUGAUUAGAUGAUAGUUUUUUUUUUUUUAAGUUUUUUUCUCCAUGCUUCCCUUACAUUUUCUUAGCAACCCCCCCGCCACCCCAACACCUCCCAUCUGUUUUGGUCUCUAUAGUCCCUGUUAGAUCCUUUCCCCAAGUGUCUGGUAGUCCAGUCUGCUGACAUUUAGCGGUAGAAGACCAAAACUCUAAUAACUCUGUGCUCGUGAGAGGGAGGACGGGCUUAUCAGCUGGAGCCUCAUGUAAAGAACCUGGGGAGGCAUUGGUUGGGGCACAGCCCUCCCCUAGUUCUCAUUCCAUUGGGCUGCCUGCCUGCCUGCCUGCCCUCCUGUGCUAGAGGUUUCUCGUGCUGGAAGAUGCCAAGCUUUUGAGGAUGCAGAGUGUACCUUGGGUGGUUCUCCGCUUUGCCUGCUGCCGGGCGAGGAUUUGAUUUUCUUGGAUCUACUGAGUGACUGCUUUUUCAUCUGCUUCUUGGUUUCCAAGAGCAUAUUGCUGUCGUCUCCUUGUUGUGCCUCCUAUUAUAGUGGGGGUUUUGUUUGGGGGAGGGGACUUUUAAAUUAACAGGGAAUAAACAAAAUUAAAUGGGCUUGUUUAAUCUGCCGUCUUAAUCUGGAACUCCUCCAAGCACUUUCUGAACUCCCUGCCCCACAGAGCCCCUUUACAAGCCACACGGGAUGUAGAUCUCAGCCCCAAAGCAUUGCCUGUUUUCAUCAUUCACAGACAUAGUUCUAAAUGACUUUCAGCUAUUUCUAGAAAUCAGACACAUCUUCCUAAGUGAAAGUUUACCAUGUUUAAGGUUCCAUGAAAGAAUGUACCCUAAGUUGUUGUCCAGCCCCUGGCUGAGAAGGAACGGGCAUGUGGGAGGCGGGUAAAGAGCACGCAGGGAGGGGACGGAGAAGCUCCUAAGCCAGCUCCUUCAUGGGUCCGUUUCGUUUCAGUGCAUGGCACUUCCCGGAAGAAACGAGUCUCAUUCUCACUGUGAUCUGUACCCAGGUGGGGAGAUAUGGGGUGUGGGCCUUGCAUGUAAAUUGACAACACCCCUUCCCAUGCAGGGUACCCUCAGGUGGUCAGGAACACUUUUGGAAGAUAAAUCUAAGGAAGAGGGUGGUACUUAGCAGCUGUCAUUUUCCUUUCAGGCUCCUGUGACGUUUGAUGACAUCACUGUGUACUUACUCCAGGAGGAAUGGGUGCUGCUGAGCCAGCAACAGAAGGAGCUCUGUGGUUCUGACAAGCUGGUGGCACCACUGGGUAUGGGUGCCCAUCCACAUCCCUGCCACCGUCAAUCUAGAUCAUCAUUCCCAACCUCAUCUGCGUCAGGAACACUGGAGAGAAUUUUCUGGAAUCCAAGCAUUUGUCUAGGCAUCUUUAUACCACCUAUCUGCUCGAUCCCGUAUCUACCUUAAUUGCAUGCAGAUUCACACAUCACCCUUUCUCUUCUCCCCUUAAAAUGGUCAAGAGAAGUGGGGCAAUCUGGUAGGCCUGGGCUGGACUCCUGGGUCUGUCUCCUGGUGCCUCAGAAUGCCCCAAGGGGCCAGGAGGGAAACUCGGAAGCUAGGCCUGUGGAUCUGUGGAGCCCGUAGGACGCUGGAGGACCAACUGUUGCCAACCCUGAGCUGUUCUGUAAGUUCGGACGAGGGCCAGAGCCAUGGCUUGGCAGCGUCCAGGGCCAGAGGAACCACCUGGAGCAUCACUCAGAUUGCAAAGAUCUCCUUUUGGCUGGUUGUAUCUGUCCUUUAAAUUCAAGAAACAAAAAGGAGGGGCGAGUUCCGUAAAGCCCAUCCCUUUGGCUUUCUUCUGGAUGAGGUGAGGAAAGGGCCUGCAGACUUGGCCAGGACUAGAAGAAAAUUCAGGUGUGUGUGUUUGCUUUCCCCCUUUCAUAUUUGAGGUUCUUCAGAGCCACUGUGAGUUGCAGUGGCUCUAACUACAGGAUUUUAAAGCAAAUCCCUUCCGUCCCUGUUCUCUAAAGGAAAAAAACAGAUGGGCUACAUGGAAGAAAUGGGCGUGCGAGGUCCCACCAGGGAGAGUGGACAGUCCCUGCCGCCUAAGAAGAAAGCCUGCGUUUCCCACCUCAGUACGGGCAGUGGACACAUCGAGGGAGACUGGGCAGGAAGAAACAGGAAACUCCUGAAGCCCCGGUCCAUCCAGAAGUCAUGGUUUGUGCAGUUUCCGUGGCUGAUCAUGAAUGAGGAGCAGACGGCUCUGUUUUGCUCUGCUUGCCGAGAAUACCCCUCCAUCAGGGACAAACGGUCAAGACUAAUAGAAGGUUAUACAGGACCAUUCAAGGUGGAGACUCUCAAAUACCACGCCAAGAGCAAGGCCCACAUGUUCUGUGUCGAUGCCUUGGCAGCAAGGGACCCCAUCUGGGCAGCCCGGUUCCGGAGCAUCAGAGACCCAUCUGGAGAUGUCCUGGCCAGCCCGGAGCCGCUCUUCACGGCAGAUUACCCCAUAUUCUACCCCCCAGGGCCUCUGGGAGGCUUUGAUAGCAUGGCUGAGCUCCUGCCAAGCUCAAGAGCUGAACUAGAGGACCCUGGGGGGAAUGGAGCAAUUCCUGCUAUGUAUCUAGACUGCAUUUCAGAUUUGAGGCAAAAAGAAGUCACUGAUGACAUCCACAGCUCCUCAGACAUUGGUAUUUUAUGUAAUGAUGCAGUAGAAUCCUGCAUUCAGGACCCUACUGCAGAGGGGUUGUCGGAGGAGGUUCCUGUGGUGUUUGAGGAGCUGCCGGUGGUGUUCGAGGAUGUGGCAGUGUAUUUCACCCGGGAGGAGUGGGGCAUGCUAGACAAACGGCAGAAGGAGUUGUACAGAGACGUGAUGCGGAUGAACUACGAGCUGCUGGCGUCCUUAGAUAUUCUGUUGAUUCCUACUGUGGAAGAUGGAGAUACGGCCCUGUUACAUCACCUGGGCCCCCACUUCUCUUCCCUCCAUCCUCUCAGAACAGGACCUGCUGCUGCCAAGCCAGACUUGAUCUCCAAACUGGAGCGGAGGGCUGCACCCUGGAUCAAGGACCCAAAUGGGCCAAAGUGGGGGAAAGGUCGUCCUCCAGGGAACAAGAAGAUAGUGGCAGUGAGAGAGGCAGACACACAGGCCCUGGCUGCAGACUCUGCGUUGCUUCCAGCCUCUCCCGUGGAGGCCCGUGCCUCCUGCUGCAGUCCCAGCAUUUGUGAAGGAGAAGGAGAUGGACCUAGGAGAAUCAAGAGGACAUAUAGGCCCCGUUCCAUUCAGAGGUCAUGGUUUGGGCAGUUCCCAUGGUUAGUCAUUGACCCCAAAGAGACCAAACUCUUCUGCUCAGCCUGCAAAGAAAGACCUAAUCUCCACGACAAAUCAUCUCGGUUAGUCAGAGGUUACACGGGGCCUUUUAAAGUGGAGACUUUAAAAUACCAUGAAGUCAGCAAAGCCCACAGGCUCUGUGUCAACACGGUUGAAAUCAAGGAAGACACCCCUCACACUGCCCUCGUUCCAGAGAUCUCCAGCGACCUCAUGGCCAACAUGGAGCACUUUUUCAAUGCCGCCUACUCCAUCGCAUACCACUCAAGGCCCCUGAAUGACUUUGAGAAGAUCCUGCAGCUCCUCCAAAGCACCGGGACCAUGAUAUUAGGCAAGUACCGCAAUCGCACAGCGUGCACUCAGUUCAUCAAGUACAUCUCGGAGACCCUGAAGAGGGAGAUCCUGGAGGACGUGCGGAACUCGCCCUGUGUGAGUGUGCUGCUGGACAGCUCCACCGAUGCCUCCGAGCAGGCCUGCGUGGGGAUUUACAUCCGCUACUUUAAGCAGAUGGAGGUGAAAGAGUCCUACAUCACUCUGGCCCCUCUCUACAGUGAGACAGCAGAUGGGUACUUCGAGACCAUCGUUUCUGCCCUGGAUGAGCUGGACAUCCCCUUCCGGAAGCCUGGCUGGGUGGUGGGGCUGGGAACGGAUGGCUCAGCCAUGUUGAGCUGCAGAGGAGGCCUUGUGGAAAAAUUCCAGGAGGUCAUCCCGCAGCUGCUGCCUGUCCACUGUGUGGCCCACCGGCUGCACCUGGCUGUGGUGGAUGCCUGCGGGAGCAUCGAUCUGGUGAAGAAGUGUGACCGGCACAUCCGCACCGUCUUCAAGUUUUAUCAGUCGUCAAACAAGAGGCUGAAUGAGCUGCAGGAAGGUGCAGCGUCUCUGGAGCAGGAGAUCAUCCGCCUGAAGGAUCUGAACGCAGUCCGCUGGGUGGCCAGCAGGAGGCGCACGCUGCACGCGCUGCUUGCGAGCUGGCCCGCCCUGGCCAGGCACCUCCAGAGUGUGGCGGAGGCUGGGGGCCAGAUUGGGCACCGGGCCAAGGGGAUGCUGAAGCUCAUGCGCGGCUUCCACUUUGUCAAGUUCUGCCACUUCCUGUUGGACUUCCUGAGCAUCUACAGGCCUCUGUCCGAGGUGUGCCGGAAGGAGAUUGUGCUGGUUACAGAGGUAAACGCCACGCUGGGCCGGGCCUAUGUGGCACUGGAGAGCCUCCGUCACCAGGCGGGGCCCAAAGAGGAAGAAUUCAACGCCAGCUUCAAGGAUGGGCGGCUCCACGGCAUCUGCUUGGAUGGACUGGAGGUAGCGGAACAGCGGUUCCAGGCAGACAGAGAGAAGACGGUCCUGACCGGGAUUGAGUACCUCCAGCAGAGGUUCGACGCAGACCGACCCCCACAGCUCAAGAACAUGGAGGUGUUUGACACCAUGGCCUGGCCAAGCGGGAUCGAACUUGCCAGUUUUGGGAAUGAUGACAUUCUCACCCUGGCCAGGUAUUUCGAGUGCUCCCUCCCAACAGGAUACAGUGAGGAUGCUCUGCUGGAGGAGUGGCUGGGCCUGAAAGCCAUCGCCCAGCACCUUCCGUUCUCCAUGCUCUGCAAAAACGCCCUGGCUCAGCACUGCCGCUUCCCCCUGCUGAGCAAGCUCAUGGCCGUGGUGGUCUGUGUGCCCAUCUCCACCUCCUGCUGUGAGCGGGGGUUCAAGGCCAUGAACCGUAUCAGGACCGAUGAGAGGACCAAGCUCUCCAAUGAGGUGCUCAACAUGCUCAUGAUGACGGCUGUGAACGGCGUGGCCGUCACGGAGUAUGACCCUCAGCCUGCCAUCCAGCACUGGUUCCUGACCUCCUCAGGCCGGCGUUUCAGCCAUGUCUACGCCUGUGCCCAGGUGCCAGCCCGCUCCCCUGCAAGCGCCAGGCUCAGGAAGGAGGAGGUGGGAGCCCUCUAUGUGGAGGAGUCUGGGAGCCAGAAGCCACCCAUCCUGCCCUCCAGGGAAGCAGUGGAGGUUCUGAAGGACUGCAUCAUGGAGCCUCCCGAGAGACUCCUGUACCCCCACACCAGCCAGGAGGCCCCCGGGAUGUCCUGAGGGACAGGGAGUCCUUGGGACUGCCUUGGAGACACCUCUGUGAUCACUGGGACGGGCUCUGCAGAUUCUAGGCUGCCCUGGGAUCUUCUGCUGGUGGCGAUGGUCUCUAAGCACCAGGAAGUGGGCAGUGGCGUCCCGGAGCAGCAGGGGUAUUAGGAGGUGCAUGACCUGUUUCCUGAGGCCCCAUUCAGCACAGCCAUGCCUCAUAGCACACAAAUGUGCCAGAAGGUUCUAGAUCUCAAGUUCAUUUUUAAGGUGCUCCAGAAAAUAACCCCAUCAUGAAAGGUUUCAGCCCCUGAGUUCUGGUGGCAAGAGGACUGUCCUGGUGGGGGAGACUGUUGGACAUCCCUGGGGAAUGUUCCAGGGAGGCUGCCCACAGCCUAGUGAGAAUGGGAAAGGCCUCUUUGUUAGAGGGGGAGCUGCCCUAGGGACAGCUGGCCUGGCUGCAGGAGCCCCCAGAGGCAUUGUUCUGGGACUUCCUACCCUGGCUCCCGCAGCAGAAACAGUGAGGCCUCGAUCUUGUGCGGAUCUGUACCUCUUCCCAGGGCUUCCUUCAGGGCGAAACAAUCACAAGCCCUUUGCACAGAGCACCCUUGAAAGUUCUCUUCCUGCAGCUCCAGAUGGUAGAGCUGGGACUCUUCUGGCAGGCGGUCUGGUGCUUCCCGCAGAGCCGAGCCGCGUUUGACCUGUGGCAUGCCCUGCCCGGUUUCCUCAGGAGAGGAUGGGACCAAGUUGGAGUUGGGAGGCUUGGGAUGCAGCCCCAGCUCUGCUGCAGGCAGUGGUCUGAUUAAUCCCUUCCUCUUUUCUGUGCCUCAGUUUCCCUCUCCAUGAAGUGGCAGCAGAGAAUCCAAGUGCCUGCUGACUCCCCACCUGCCCUAGGAUUAGUGAAUGAGAGCCUCGGGCUCCCUGAAAGACCUCUGACUGCAGUGUGGACUCACCUGCCUUCCGCCCCAUCCUCGUCCUUAGUGGGACAGGUAGGAAUUUGUCUCCAAAGUCCUUGUAGGAGUUGGUCUCUGAACGCACCAUCUGCAUGACAGGCUAGUCCUCUCUUCUCCGAGUUGCCCUGGGGACUCUGCACCAGGAUUGCCAGGGCCCACUGAGACAUCCCGGAAUGGGGACUCAGUGACAGGGGCUUUGAACAAGCUCCUCCAGGGUCUGUGGGCCUGCUCCAGCUUCAGAACCACAGAAGCACCGCCCUAGAGGCACAGAGGGGCUUCCGGCACUGCUAGGUUCACACCCUCCUUGCCCAUCUUCCAUCUAAAGCGAAGCACUUUUCCUUCCAGGGGCAGCUCCAUCUUGGCAGGCUCAGGAGGCCGCUUAUCAGGAGGCAGAUGAUUUUGUCUAGGUUCCGCCUUCCUUAACCAUGGGCAGGAAAUAAGGAAAGUCAGCAGGCAGGGUUUCUCUGCCCUGCCUGACACUUACUUUAAACAGGCAGAAAGUGGGUGCCAUCCAUCCCAGCUUGCUUGCUGCCUGGCUCAGGCAGGUCCUGUGCUGUGCCACAGGCCCCUGUGGGUGGGCCCUUUCUCCAUAGUCUGCUGCUUCCCAUUCCCAGGGUAGUUGCUGGCAUCUGAGCACCUGAGUACCCUUCCUGUUCCCAGGGUAGAAGCUGCUGUCUGAGUACCCUUCCCAUUCCCAGGGUAGAUGCUGGCGUCCACGCCCCUCCCCAGUACUGCAGGUGCCCUAGUACCCCAUAUGCCCUUUCAUCCCCCACCCCAGCACUUAGCCUUAGCACUGUUGCUUUCCUGCCAUUUUCAGUUCUAGUCAGGAAUUCCUUUCUUGCUUUCUGCCUUUGACCUGUGGAAAUGUCUCCCAGCCCUGUGGGUCUGGCAGUCAGAGGGACCCCUCAGGCCUGUGGUGCGGGAGCUCUGGGAGGUGUUACUAUCCACGUGGCUAAGACAUGCACAGGCCUCCCUCUCUCCAUCACUGUCUCCAUGGGCGUUCAGGAACUUGCCCAGGUCAGGCACUGUGGAUGUGAACUGGUGGAAGGGGAGGGAGAAAGGCUUUUUUAGGUGGGGCUGUAGCCUCUGCCCUACCCACAGGGAUUCCACAUCAAGGUGCUAUUCCAGCACACACGCUUCCUGCGGCCUCUUCAUCCUUGAAGAGUCCCUCAGAGCAGGGGACCAUCCUGUGAGCAGCCGUGAGUGGGUCUCUGUGGGAGCAGUUCUGGAGCUGAGGUGGAAACCAGGGGAAGUACCUCACCCUCUCCACGUCAGCAUCAGCAUGCUCCGAGGACACCGUCCAGUGCCUUCCUUAGGUGGUGGGAAAAGGGGUCCCCUUGCAGCGGGGCCACUGAGCAUGCUGUUUGUCAGAAUUUGCACUACCCGAUUUCUUGAGUGGCGCAGGCCUGCUCCGUUCCCCUUUGUCAGCCAAUGACCAAGAAGGAAGAAGACGACUGCCGUCUCAUUCCUGAACUUCCUCAUUCAGGACUCCCGUGGAAACACAGUGAGCGUCCUUAUCCGAGGCCCCGGCCCAGGCCGGCCCCUUUGCUUUGUUUGGAGAGGCUGGCUGAGUUACGGCCCCUAGUGCCUGGAGACCCCCUUGUUGGAGAGGCUUCCUGUUUAUGCCUCACAAGAAAAACCACAGGGCUCUGGGAGUGGAAGGAGCAUGCACUCCCGCUUUGGCUGGCGUCCCAGCGCUUGUUGCCCGUAGUCUUGACAGCAUCCGUAUGUACGUGUCCUGGCAUUUCCCCUCCCUCUCCCUGAUGACUGAUGCCCACCGGGUCUGACAUUCCAAGUAACCAGUAUGUAACUGGUAGUUUGAUCCCAGUAGCCAUAGCGACUCCAGGUGGGAGAGAGGGAGCCAGCCCCCUGUCCUGAGAGUAUGUGACCACGCUCCAGAACCUUGCUUCUCUCUCCUGCAGAGGGUGGGUUUCUAGGGUGCUAAGUACCUAUCAGAACAGCGUGGAGGGGCAGGUACACUAACUGACUGGCCCAGGGACACUCUUUCCUCUAUUUUCAAAGAUGAAAGGAGGUUUUAAAAACCAUGUUUGAUUCCUAACCUUUUGCUACCUGAAUAAAGCAGAGUCUAUUUCAACACA
Molecule: messenger RNA, 8462 nt
Organism: Rhinopithecus roxellana (golden snub-nosed monkey)
Lineage: Eukaryota; Metazoa; Chordata; Mammalia; Primates; Cercopithecidae
Gene: ZNF862
Product: zinc finger protein 862
Exons: 8
Coding region: 2072-5425 (1117 amino acids)
Biological process (GO): regulation of DNA-templated transcription
Molecular function (GO): protein dimerization activity
Source: RefSeq, a predicted model, not a curated record